Molecule: messenger RNA, 2051 nt
Organism: Centropristis striata (black sea bass)
Lineage: Eukaryota; Metazoa; Chordata; Actinopteri; Perciformes; Serranidae
Gene: pex3
Product: peroxisomal biogenesis factor 3
Exons: 12
Coding region: 145-1233 (362 amino acids)
Biological process (GO): protein import into peroxisome membrane
Cellular component (GO): peroxisomal membrane
Molecular function (GO): protein-macromolecule adaptor activity
Source: RefSeq, a predicted model, not a curated record
CUCUUUUGACAGUUAGCAUGUUAGCACGGAGCUGCUAACUAGCCCAAAGUCCUCAGAUAACAUGUCCGUAAACUAGUCAGCACACAGUUUUAGAGCCCGGAGUGUUUUUGGAGCUUUAUUGUGGUAACUCGUCUCUGUCCGAGGAUGUUUUCAUCUGUCUGGAACUUUGUCAAACGGCACAAACGGAAGUUUAUUUUCACCGGAGCUCUAGUUGGAGGAGUGUACUUCCUGGGUAAAUAUGCCCAGAAGAAGAUCAGGGACAUCCAGGAGAAGGAGGCCAACGAGUACAUCGCUCAGGCCAGGAGACAGUUCCACUUCGAGAGCAACCAGAGGACCUGCAACAUGACCGUACUAUCGAUGCUCCCUCCACUGAAAGAAGCCAUCAUCAACCAGCUCAACUCAGAAAGCCUCACUGCUCUGCUGAAGACUAAACCAACUAACAAGCUGGAAAUCUGGGAAGAUCUAAAGAUCGUCAGCUUCACCAGGACCAUCGUGGCGGUUUACAGCACCUGCAUGCUGGUGGUGCUGCUGAGAGUCCAGCUGAACAUCAUCGGAGGAUACCUGUACCUGGACAACUCUGUGGGCAAGAACAGCUCGAGUCCUCUGGCUCCUCCAGACGUCCAGCAGCAGUACCUGUCCAGUAUCCAACAUCUACUGGGAGACGGUCUGACAGAGUUGAUGACGGUAGUGAAGAAAGCAGUACAGAACUCUCUGGGAGGCGUUCCUCUGAAGCAGAGUCUGUCCCUGCUGGAGGUGGAGCAGCAGCUGAGCUGGAUCAGAGCCGAGGUGGAGGCCGGGUCGGACCGGUCUAUGUCCUGGUACAUGCUGGCUGACGACCAGAACGCCCUCGCUGACCAGGCGUGUGGACUGACAGAAAACGACCAUGUGACCAUCAGACUGUUAAACGAGACCAGAGACAUGUUGGACAGUCCAGACUUCACCACGGUCCUGAACGCCUGUAUGAACCGCGGCUUCUCUCGUCUCCUUGACAACCUGGCCGAGUUCUUCCGCCCUCCCCCCUGUGACUCCGCCCCCGCCUCCUCACCCGACAGUCUGUCUGCAGUCAGCCUGCCUCUGGCUAAGAUCAUCCCCAUCGUCAACGGUCAGAUCAACACCAUCUGCAGUGAGACUCCCAGCCACUUCGUUCAGGACCUGCUGAUGAACGACCAGGUGAAGGAGUUUGCUGCCAACGUGUACGAGACCUUCAGCGCUCCACAGGAGCUGCAGAAAUAACCAACAGAGGAGGAGGAGGAGCAGGAGCAGGAGCAGGAGCAGGAGCAGGAGCAGGAGCAGGAGCAGGAGCAGGAGGAGGAGGAGGAGGAGAAAAGAGGGAUGAGAACAGAGAUGACAUCAGAGCCCCGGACUGUUCAUCCCUCCUUCCUCUCUGUGAGACACUUUCCUCCUCCGACCCUUCAGACUUCAGACUGCAGCAGCAGCAGCGUUUCUCCUUCCUGUGAACAUGAUGGAUCAGUGAGGAGACUUUCACUGGGACAGCAGAGCCUGAGAUUAACCCCCCGAGGAGCACGGCAUCAUGGGAAAUGGAGUCUUAUUCCACCUGGUAACGUGCUUUUAUUUACCCUAAGACUUAAACACACACUGCUGAGUGUGGUGAAGGAUCCGUCACUGUUGUUUCCUCUUUUCUAUCAGCAGCUGAGAGUCUUUUAUGUUCCCAGCUGUUCGUCUGCACCUUCCAUAUCAGAAAGAUUUUUCCUUUUUCCUUUCUACUUCCUGUCACAAAUUUAUAAUCCUGGUGGAAGAGGGAUGUGUUGGUGUCUGAUGCAUAUCGUCACCCUGUUAAAAUAAUCUCGUUUUUUUUCAAGCUUUGCAGGAAACACUUCACCAAAAGUGUAACAUAUGACAUUUAUUGAUCAUUUCACUCAAAAAGGAUGUAACAAAGGAUGGCUAUUGGCAUAGUAAUAACACUGUGUGUAAAUGAUGUAACUUAAGAGAAAUAAAUGACUUAGGCAAUUUUUUGAACAUGCCUUUGUGACUUAAGCAAGAUAUGGUAACACUUUAUUUUGAAGGUGUCUACAUAAGAGUCACACAAGCCU